Drosophila ficusphila is the source of this 520-nucleotide messenger RNA. RefSeq lists its product as uncharacterized. NCBI's taxonomy places the organism in Eukaryota, Metazoa, Arthropoda, Insecta, Diptera, Drosophilidae. The transcript has 2 exons. The record is from RefSeq and is a predicted model, not a curated record. The coding region runs from base 1 to 435 and encodes 144 amino acids.
AUGGGCAUACGCAACUAUUUUAAUACUCUGAGGGAAAAGAUCCAGGGCAGCACCAGAAAGGAGGAGGAAACAGCCAAGAAAAAGAUCAACGCACCCAAAAUGCACAAUCUUGGCGAGGAAAUACGCCUAAUGGUGCAUUCGAAACCUUUUGAGAGUGCCUACAGCACGGCCGCCCCGUUUCUCUUUGCCAGCUUGGGGGCGUGGCCGGGAUAUUGGCUUUUCCGGGGAAUGGAUUACCACGUGCAUCGAGCGCAUGUUCCACUGGCCAUCUACAUAAGGCAGACUUACUAUCAGGCCAAAGUGAUCCAGUUACUGAUUAUUUUGGCCGGAACUUAUACCGUGUUCAGAAAUACCAGCCGCUUGCGAAUGGUGAACUCUCAGGCGGACACUUGCAAUUGCCCCGACUGCCAAAAACGGUUGACCUCUUCUCCCUAAAAACUGAGCUCGAAAACAAUGCAAGUAAAAAGUCUGGAAGCUGAACUUUUAAUUUAAACAAAAUAAACAAGAACAAAAACCGAUA